Adineta steineri is the source of this 1788-nucleotide messenger RNA. NCBI's taxonomy places the organism in Eukaryota, Metazoa, Rotifera, Eurotatoria, Adinetida, Adinetidae. The record is from the annotation of a GenBank genome assembly.
AUGGACGGAUUUCAACAUCCAUAUAAUUUUACAGCUGGAGAAGCAAUUAAAAAAUGGCGAACAUUAGUUGCAAAUGAUGGUAUUCUACUCGAAAGAGAAUUUAAUGCUCUUCAAAAAUUGGAUACCAAUCGUAUAACUAUUGCAACAAAUCCAGUUAAUAAAUCUAAAAAUCGUUAUGCAUUAGUUUAUCCAUACGAUGAAGAUUAUUGUCGAGUUUGUUUAAAGAAAGAAAUAAAUGAUCAAUCUAAUGAGCAUUCAGAUUAUAUAAAUGCAUCAGUUAUUUGGUCUAUUCCACCAGUAUGGAGGCCUAGUGAGCAAACACUUGAUGAUUUCAUACGAAUGAUUGUUGAGCAACAAAUAUCCGUAAUUGUUAUGCUUUCAUAUACAUAUGAUCCCAUAACAUGUACUUAUGCACAUGAACAUGCAGCAUAUUUUUCUGAUAAAAUUAAUGCUGUUAUUGAAACGAAAUCAUAUACAAUUCGUACAACAUCUAUUAUUCCAGCAUAUCGUUAUAUUGGACGACGUUUACGUAUUAAGUCUAAAUUAACAGAUGUUGUACAUAAUUGUGAACAAUUACAUUAUCCUCAUUUUAUGGAUAAAGGUAUACCAUUAGAUUGCCAUUCAAUAAUUGGUUUAGUAAUGAGAUUACGUGAACCUAUGAAUCGACAUCAUCGUGUACUUGUUCAUUGCAGUGCAGGUAUUGGUAGGACAGGUGUAUUUAUAGCACUUUAUUAUUUGAUGGGAGCUUUUGAACGUCAACAGAUAUUAAAUGUUAAAAAAAUAGUUGAUACAAUUCGUCUUUAUCGAGCACAUCUUGUUCAAACAGUUGAACAAUAUGAAUAUAUAUAUCGAUGUUUAGCUGCAGUAGCUAUACAUCCUUGUGAUGGUCGAGGUUUAGAUACAUUUAUUGAAUAUUAUAAGAAUUUAUUACCAACAGCUCGUAUAGAAAAUAGUAUAAUCUAUGAUGAUUAUGAAAAUCGUAAUAAUCGUAUUGAAUCAGAUCGAUAUCUAACAACAAUAACGGCUGAACAAUAUUCCAAUUGUAAUCGAAAUCAAUUAUUUAUUCCAUAUGAUCAAAAUCGUGUUAUACUUCAUUCACCUAGUGAAUCAAUGUAUAUCAAUGCAUCAAAUAUAACAAAUGUAAUAGGACCGAGUGGUACAAUAUUAACACAAGAACCGAUGCAAUCUACAUUACAACCGUUCUUUUCCAUGAUCUUACAAGAAUAUAAGAAAUUUAUUGUUGCUGUUGAACAAUUAGAAAAAUCAAAUUAUACACAAUCAGAAUUUGUUAGUUCAAGUGGAAUAAAAGUCGAUAUUUCAACUGUUAAUCGAUCAAAACAUACAUUUGGUGAUUAUUAUAAAUCACAUAAAAUACAAAUUAAACAUAAUACUGUACGUGAAGCAGAUAUAUUCAUUUUUGAAUAUACUGGUGAAUGGACAAAUGAUAAUACAUAUUUACCAACAAAUCUCGAACAAUUUGUUCGUUUUGUUGAUCGAGCAAUUUAUCAUCAACGUAAACUUGAUCUUAAUCGACUUGGUCUUAUUGUUCAUGAUCGUGAUGGUGGUACAAAAGCAGCAUUCUAUUGUAUAGUUCAAAAUAUAUUCGAUCGUUUAUUAAUCGAUGGUCGAGUAUCUAUUGAAAAUUUUGUUACUGACAUUUGUCAACAACGAAAACAUGCUUUAAUGUCCUUGGAACAAUAUAUUGCGCUUCAUCAAAUUGUUUGUAUUUGGAAUAAUUUAAAAAAUCGAGGAGCUUUGGAAUGCCUUAUUAACAAUACUUCUUUUUAA